AUGGAGAGAGAUGCAUCUGCAGAUGUUGGAGGUCAGUCGGCGUCGCGCAGAUUGCACAUUGCACAUUGCACAUUGCACAUUGCAGCCGGCCACGGCGGCCACGGCGGCCACGGGAUCAGCAAGGGGGACGUGGGCAGGCCAGCCCAGCCCAGCCCAGGCCAGCCCAGGCCAGGAACCGAUCAGGAAUAUUGCGUGACGACGUGGACGCCGCAAGACCUGGGAACGCCGGUAGUGGGAAGACCCAACGAGACACCCACCCAUCCACGAGUCCACCGUCACAGCCAACCGGGCAGACGCGGGACGCGGGGGCCGGAAGCCGGGUGGCGGGAGGCGGGAGGCGGGAGGCGGGAGGCGGGAGAGCGGGAGGCCAGAGAAGUCCCGGGAAGCCGCCAUUUGAUCUCCGAAGCGGAAGAUAGACACGAUUGCAUCGUGCAUGGUUGUGCAGUAUCAGGCUGCGAAGUAUCUACCAGAAACAAAGUAUAUCCAGACAAGACCUCUGGCUAUUGUUCUACGGGCCUUCUUUCAACUCCACUCCCUCUAUGUGCCGUCCUCGUCCCGUAUCUCGCUACCGUCUUAUCACCACCCGGGCCCGCAGAAUGCAAGUACAACGACCACUUGGCACUUCGACGGACUCGGGAGAAGCAUCACAUCUUGCAUCCCGGAUCGGUGAUGGACCACUUCCCCUCUCUAAAUAUAUUCCAAUGGACGUAG
This is a messenger RNA of Drepanopeziza brunnea f. sp. 'multigermtubi' MB_m1, 711 nucleotides long. Lineage: Eukaryota; Fungi; Ascomycota; Leotiomycetes; Helotiales; Drepanopezizaceae. The record is from RefSeq and is a predicted model, not a curated record.